Messenger RNA from Diaporthe batatas, 732 nucleotides. RefSeq lists its product as uncharacterized. The coding region runs from base 163 to 537 and encodes 124 amino acids. The transcript is spliced from 4 exons. The record is from RefSeq and is a predicted model, not a curated record. NCBI's taxonomy places the organism in Eukaryota, Fungi, Ascomycota, Sordariomycetes, Diaporthales, Diaporthaceae.
AUACUCCCAAUCCACCCACACAGCAUUACUCUCUCCUUCUAUAAGCCAUCCACUUCUCAUCCUAGAAAAGUCUGCGACUUUCCGUUCUUAUUACUACUCGAUCCACUUCUCAGCCCACACAAGUCUGCGACUUUCCAUUCUUAUUACUACUCUCUAUUCAAAAUGCACUGCAACAUCGCUCUCAUCGCCGCCUUCAUCGCCGUGGCUCUGGCAGCCCCGACGAGCAUCCAAGGCCGCGUGGGUACCGUCCAGCCAGGCCAGGCCUUCGUACCAGAGAAGAAACGUCAGCUCGAUGCCCUCACCGGCGGCCUCCUGGGAGGCACAGGCGGGGCUGGUGGGGCCGGUGGCCUUGAUGCCCUGACCGGUCUUCUACAAGGUGGCGCUACUGCGGCAGCAGGAGCUGGACUCCCCGGUGCCCUCAAUCCCUUGGCUAGCUUCCUCCCAGCUUCCGGCGGCGCGAAUGGUCUUGAGGGUACUGUGGCCAGUGGCGUCGAUGCUGCCCAGGGCGCCCUUAAGAACCUUGGAAUCCCUCUGUAGUUUUGGAGGCAGAUCGGCGUCGUCGACCAACAUCUGUCACUCAAAUCGGCAUGUUCGUUGUUGUACUAGGAGGCUCACACCCCUUCCUUAUUUGUAUGUAUAGGACGUUGCUGGAUCUGCAGGGCAGGAAAGCCGAUACCACGGCUGUCAGAGUGAGAAAGACCUAUCUUUCGCCAAAUCGAUCCUGUAUAACCA